Messenger RNA from Phaethon lepturus (White-tailed tropicbird), 550 nucleotides. Its product is annotated as FYVE, RhoGEF and PH domain-containing protein 4-like. Gene Ontology annotation, biological process: cytoskeleton organization; filopodium assembly. The transcript has 3 exons. NCBI's taxonomy places the organism in Eukaryota, Metazoa, Chordata, Aves, Phaethontiformes, Phaethontidae. The record is from RefSeq and is a predicted model, not a curated record. The annotation marks the transcript as partial. Gene Ontology annotation, cellular component: cytoplasm.
GUGGUCUGCUGGAAAUGUUCUGAUUAUAAGGCACAUCUCGAAUAUGAUGGCAAUAAAUUGAACAAAGUCUGUAAGGACUGCUAUCAUGUUAUAAUUGGUUGUACAGACAGUGAAGAAAAGAAGAAGAAAGGCAUCUUAGAGAUUGAAUCUGCAGAAGUCUCUGGAAAUAGUGUCAUAUGUAGCUUUCUUCAGUACAUGGAAAAAUCAAAGCCCUGGCAGAAAGCAUGGUGUGUUAUACCUAAACAGGAAGCUCUUGUGCUGUACAUGUAUGGUGCUCCACAGGAUGUUAAAGCUCUGGCUACAAUUCCACUUUUGGGCUAUACAGUAGAUGACACUCCAAGAAGUGCUGACCUCCCACACAGCUUCAAACUGACCCAGUCUAAGUCUGUGCACAGCUUUGCUGCGGACAAUGAGGAACUAAAGCAGAAAUGGCUAAAAGUUAUCCAUUUAGCUGUCAAAGGUGAGACACCAGAAUGUCAAAAUGAACUGCAAGUAAACUUAGAAGACCAACCUGAAUCUUCUAAAACGUCUGAAUGCUGAAGCUCAAGAA